AUGAGAGAAGUCGAUGUGAAAGUGGUGCGACCUGUGAAGCCGCGCUCCAGGAAAUCCAGCAAAUCCGGAGACUUCAGUGACAUCACUAACUGGCCAACGCCUGGAGAGCUCGCCAAAGAGCAGAAUGUGGUGAACAGCAACGGGAAAAAGUCUCAGAAUCAGCGACGAGACAGAGACAAAAGGAGAGACGGGAAGUCUGAGAGCAGCCAGGACGGAGCAGACACCAAGGAGAACGUCCACAGGUCUGCGGACACUCAAGAGAACCAGCCCAGAGAGAGGGAACGUCAGGAGAACCAGCCCAGAGAGAGGGAACGUCAGCAGAGACUGGAGAGACCAGUAGAAAGAGAGACCAGAACUAACGAGACCGACACCAAAGAACCAGAGGAGCGAGGACCAGAGGCGAAGAACGGUGUGAAGAAGAGAGCGCCCACUGCCUUUGCCGCGCCCACUGCCUCUGCCGCGCCUACUGCCUCUGCCGCGCCCACUGCCUCUGCCGCGCCCACUGCCCUCUGCCGCGCCCACUGCCUCUGCCGCGCCCACUGCCUCUGCUGCACCCACUACCUCUGCCCCUCUGCCGCGCCCACUGCCUCUGCCGCGCCCACUGCCUCUGCGCCCACUGCCUCUGCCGCGCCCACUGCCUCUGCUGCGCCCACUGCCUCUGCCGCGCCCACUGCCUCUGCUGCGCCCUCUGCCGCGCCCACUGCCUCUGCUGCACCCACUGCCUCUGCCCCUCUGCCGCGCCCACUGCCUCUGCCGCGCCCACUGCCUCUGCUGCACCCACUGCCUCUGCCCCUCUGCCGCGCCCACUGCCGCGCCCCACUGCCUCUGCCCCUCUGCCGCGCCCACUGCCCUCUGCCGCGCCUAAUGCCUCUGCCGCGCCCACUGCCGCGCCCACUGCCGCGCCCACUGCCUCCGCCGUGCUCACUGCCUCCGCCGUGCCCACUGCCUCUGCCGCGCCCACUGCCUCUGCCGCGCCCACUGCCUCUGCCGCGCCCACUGCCUCUGCCCCUCUGCCGCGCCCACUGCCUCUGCAGCGGCCACUGCCUCUGCAGCGCCCACUGCCUCUGCUGCACCCACUACCUCUGCCCCUCUGCCGCGCCCACUGCCUCUGCCACACCCACUGACUCUGCCCCUCUGCCGCGCCCACUGCCUCUGCAGCGCCCACUGCCUUUGCCGCGCCCACUGCCUCUGCCGCGCCUACUGCCUCUGCCGCGCCCACUGCCUCUGCCGCGCCCACUGCCUCUGCUGCACCCACUGCCUCUCUGCUGCACCCACUACCUCUGCCCCUCUGCCGCGCCCACUGCCUCUGCCGCGCCCACUGCCUCUGCCGCGCCCACUGCCUCUGCCGCGCCCACUGCCUCUGCUGCACCCACUACCUCUGCCCCUCUGCCGCGCCCACUGCCUCUGCCACACCCACUGACUCUGCCCCUCUGCCGCGCCCACUGCCUCUGCGCGCCCACUGCCUUUGCCGCGCCCACUGCCUCUGCCGCGCCUACUGCCUCUGCCGCGCCCACUGCCUCUGCCGCGCCCACUGCCUCUGCCGCGCCCACUGCCUCUGCCGCGCCCACUGCCUCUGCUGCACCCACUACCUCUGCCCCUCUGCCGCGCCCACUGCCUCUGCCGCGCCCACUGCCUCUGCCGCGCCCACUGCCUCUGCCGCGCUCACUGCCUCUGCUGCGCCCACUGCCUCUGCCGCGCCCACUGCCUCUGCUGCACCCACUGCCUCUGCGAGCACGUGUGGUGUUUGUGUGCGAUAAUGCCAUUUGUGUGGUGUGUGUGCGUCUCCUCACUCACCCCUCUCCGUCUUCACCGUCGAUAGGAAACAAGCCCAAGUGGCUUUCUCUGCCGCUGGAGGAUUCGUCCAGAGAGUCUGCAGACGAGUCACAUGACCCUGCGUCACAUGACCCUGUGUCACAUGACUCUGCGCCGGCGACGCACGCGUCGGUGACGCACAGCAGUAACCGCGCCAACGAGAGGAGCUGGAGGAGAGAGCCACGAGACUUCAACGAUGAUCCAAACGCUCGCGGUGAGAACGGCGUCAGGGGCGGAGUCAGAGGACGAGGCCGAGGACGUGGGAGAGGGAGGGGCCGCGGGAGAGGACGCUUUGAGGACUCUGACUCCGGCACCAAUAUGGUUUAUUACUACGACGAUGGGAACAAGGUGCAGAUGUACACUGUGGACGAGAAGCUGCUCAAGGAGUACAUCAAGAGACAGAUAGAGUACUACUUCAGCCUUCAUAAUCUGGAGAGAGACUUCUUCCUCCGGAGGAAGAUGGACGCUCAGGGGUUUCUGCCCAUUUCACUGAUCGCAUCAUUUCACCGCGUCCAGGCUCUGAGUACGGACGUCAAACUGAUCAUGGAGGCCUUGCAGAGCAGUUCGGAGCUGGAGUUGGUCGAGCAGAAGGUUCGGUGUAAAACGGAUCCGGAGCGUUGGCCCAUCGCCAUGCCGACCGUGGGAUCCCCUCGCACCGACUUCAGCCAGUUGAUCCACUGUGCCGAGUUUGUGCCGCGCCAAAGUGUGCCAGCCAAGACAGUAAUUCGUCGAAAGCCGCUGGUUGAAGAAAAAAAUCCCCCAGUGGAAGAACCGCAGAGAGGGCCGAGUUCUGCGUGCACUGUGGCCGGAAGAGGAGCCCAGGAGCGGGAGGAAGAGACUGCAGACUCGGUGGAAAGCUCCCCGCGGAGUGUGGUGCUGCGCUGCGGGACUGAGGAGGUUAUGAGCGGCUUUGGCUCCAGCUGA
Knipowitschia caucasica is the source of this 2736-nucleotide messenger RNA. NCBI's taxonomy places the organism in Eukaryota, Metazoa, Chordata, Actinopteri, Gobiiformes, Gobiidae. The record is from the annotation of a GenBank genome assembly.